Messenger RNA from Punica granatum (pomegranate), 1205 nucleotides. The record is from RefSeq and is a predicted model, not a curated record. Lineage: Eukaryota; Viridiplantae; Streptophyta; Magnoliopsida; Myrtales; Lythraceae.
AUUACUGCGCGGCAUAAAACUUCAGGGCGCAAAACGAUCGAGAUGAAAACUUUGGGGUAAAAAAGGAAAUACAAUUCCCCGGAGUUACGAAUUCUUCCCCGUCAAACCCGUGUCUCCGUCAGUCAGAUCUGCACUCCUCAUUCCCGUUCUAGCUUCAGCAGGGAAAGCGAGCUCGAAGUCAAUCUCCGAACUCCGACCUUCCUCUCGGCGGUCCUGACUCCGGCAAUUGUUUUACCUGCGAAUCGAUUCUUACGUAUCUGCUCCUCCGUUCAUCGGGCUGGAUCUAGUGAAUGUUCGUCCUCUGAUCGGGAGCUCAGAUUCAACUUCUCUGUAUCGUUCUUCGUCUACAAGUUCGAAGCAUUCCACUGCAGUAGCUCUCCCCGAAGUUCUUGGACGAUUUCCCGGUGAUCUUCCGGCAUCGAUCAUGAAGUAAGCUGUGGAUUCCUUGUAAAGUCGAUCUAUCGGAGGAGGAAACCUGUGGGAGAGAAGGAUGAGAAGAGGCGGCUAUCUGAAGAAUCCGAUAGCUUUCAUAUGUGCGGUGGUCUCAGCCUGCUGCCUCUUCGUUGUGUUCGUGUCCGUCCUCAGGCUCCCCGAGGCACCGGCUGGGAUUAGCUCGUUCGAGCCUCACAGCGCCACGAAAAUCCGAAAGCUUUCAUGGAGGAGCGAUGGCCCAGACUUGGGUGUGUUCGGGGAGAUGAUGAUUGAAAUGCUGCCAAAGGAUCUCGCUUUCACCGUAUUUGUCCCCUCCAAAGAGGCCUUCGUGCGGGACCUCAGGCUGAGCCCGAUAAACAGCAGCCUCUAUAAGCAAAACACAAGCGACAACUACGCGAUAAUCUCUCGCGUGCUCGGCUUCUCGGCCGUACCCCGGGAUCUCUCUUCCAGUACAUUGCCAAUAGGUCAGGAGGUAAACUACGACUCACUGUCGGGUUUUACACUGCACGCAUCAAAGGACGAGGUUGGAAGGGUCGUGGUAAAUGGGGUCCAAUCGAAGCGAGUUGACAUCAAGAAAGGGGAUAUUGUAGUACAUGUUAUGGAUGGGGUUGUGAUGGAUGCUGAUUUCGAGCAAUCUGUGCAGCCAGAUGAUGAUUAGAUCAAAGGUUGCAAUAGCAUGCACACCAAUUUAUGUGACAACAAUCCAUAGUUUUUGCUAAUUUGCCAGAUCUAUACAUCUUUCAAGUUCAAUGAAGACAGUAACAGUUUCGGAA